CAAUCCUUUUAAAGACUAGAAAACCAAGACUUACUGACUUAUCUGACAUCAGUACAGUGAGUUUCAUGGAGGUGAGAGUUAGACCUGAAGACUUCUGAAUUCCCGGUUCCAUGUUUUAAUUGGUACGAAUCAAAUGACAAAAUAUUGAUGUUUGUCAUUUGGGUGACAUUUUACAAAAAGUUAGUUUUGGAACUUGAUGGGUGACAACCCUCUUCACCCAAAAGAUAAUUUUAAAAUGGCUGAACUAUUUAUGGAGUGUGAAGAAGAAGAGCUGGAACCAUGGCAGAAGAAAGUAAAAGAAGUUGAGGGUGAUGAUGAUGAUGAUGAUGAUGAUGAGCCAAUUUUUGUUGGGGAGAUUGCAAGUUCAAAACCAGCCAUUUCAAAUAUUUUGAACAGAGUCAACCCCAGCUCAUCAACAAGAGGAAUACAGAAUGGUGCCACCAAUAGAGGUGCUGUAGCUUCAUUCAAGCCAAGCAGUCAACACUACAUGACUCCAACAUCCAAUCCUAUGGCAGCUUCACCAGUUUUUCAAUCUCUAUCAAGAUCUACAGUUAGUACUGUUACUCAGCCAUUGUCUAAACCUGGUCACAUAGUGAGCUCACCACAAGUUGUACCUAAUAAUUCUUCAGGGUUACUGUUUGACUUGAGACAAAACGCAGGAAUACCUCAGUACCAGGGUGGACCAACGCGCGCUUUAACAGGUCUAAAUGAAAGUUCCUUUGUAACAAAACGUCUCUCUACUUCUGAAGUAAACAGUGUUGCUUCAAAGAAAUCCAAGUCCAGUGAAGGUAUUGCUGGAACUCAUCCCUCAUCCCCAUUCUCUUCAGUAAAGUCACCAUCACAGAGUACACUUUCAAAAGGUACAAUUACUUCUGCUAAAAAUGGACCACCUUUCCCAAGAGCGUGUCCAAAGUGUAACAUUCAUUUUAAUCUGUUGGACCCUUUAAAAAAUCACAUGAAGUACUGUUGUCCAGAAAGGGUAAACAACUUCUUUUGGGGAUCUAAUAAAACAGAAUAUUCAAGUGCAACAAGUAAAAAUAAAAUUGCUGAUGCUGAUAAAGGAAAAUUGAUCAUGUUAGUUAAUGACUUUUAUUAUGGGAAACAUGAAGGAGAUAAUCUACAAGAACAGAAGACUCAUACAACCUUUAAAUGCUUCAGUUGCCUGAAAGUACUUAAAAAUAAUAUUAGGUUUAUGAACCACAUGAAACACCAUUUGGAACUUGAGAAACAGAGCAGUGAAAGCUGGGAAAACCACACGACUUGCCAACAUUGCUAUCGUCAAUUUCCCACACCUUUCCAGCUGCAAUGUCACAUUGAAAGUACACAUACCCCCCAUGAGUUUUCUACUAUUUGUAAAAUCUGUGAGUUAUCAUUUGAAACAGAGCAAGUUCUUUUACAACAUAUGAAGGACAAUCAUAAACCUGGUGAAAUGCCAUAUUUUUGUCAGGUGUGUAAUUAUAGAUCAUCAUCAUUUUCUGAUGUGGAAACACAUUUUAGAACUUCCCAUGAAAAUACGAAGAAUUUGCUUUGUCCAUUUUGCCUCAAAGUUAUUAAACUUGCAACACCAUACAUGCAUCAUUAUAUGAAACAUCAGAAAAAAGGAAUAUAUCGCUGUACAAAGUGCCGACUUCAAUUUUUGACUUGCAAAGAGAAAAUGGAUCAUAAGACUCAACAUCGAACCUUUAAAAAACCCAAACAAUUGGAAGGAUUGCCUCCUAGAACAAAAGUUACUAUCCGAGCUUCAGUUGGACCUCUUCAGGCAGGAGCAUCAACUGCACCUUCUAUUAGUGCAAGCACAUCUACCCUUCAGCUAUCUCCUCCACGAACUAAAAAUACAACUGCAAAAAAUACUACUGCAAAAAACACCACUGCAAAAAGUACCACUGCAAAAAAUAGUACACGAACUACUGCAACAAAAUCCAAAUCCAAACCGAAAACAUCUCAUGGGCAAAAUAAGCCAGGCCCUAAGGGCACAAAGAGAAAUAAAGUUAAUACAGCAUUGAGGAAUUUAAGGUUUCGUCGGGGAGUUCACAAGUGCAUUGAGUGUUAUUCGGAAAUAAAAGAUUUUGCAAACCAUUUUCCUACAUAUGUCCACUGUAGUUUAUGCAGAUACAACACUAGCAGUAGUAAAGCCUAUGUAAAUCACAUGAUGAGCUUUCACAGUGCUCGUGCAAGUAAAAGGUUUUGCAUUUUUAAGAAGCAUUCGGAAGACUUGAGGGGCAUUACUGUAGUGUGCCUUAAUUGUGAUUUCCUAACUGAUGUUUCUGGUAUAGAUAAUAUGGCCACACAUUUAAGUGAAAGUGACACUCACACAUGCCAAAUUAUCAAAGAAAAUACACCUGUUUCCAUCUCAAUUUCUGAACAAUAUUCAGAGUUAAAGAAUGAAAUAAUCGUUAUGGAAAAAGAAGCUACACCUGAGGUGCCAGGAAUAGGUAUUCCAACCUCAGGAGUUUCAACGGCUGGAUGUUUGAGUGAGAAGAACCCUGGAGGCCAGGAAUACAGGACGGGUAUGAUAGCCAGCCCAACAGCGAGGUCUCAAGGAACCUAGAGUGGUCAU
Messenger RNA from Gracilinanus agilis (Agile Gracile Mouse Opossum), 2557 nucleotides. Its product is annotated as zinc finger protein 280D-like. The record is from RefSeq and is a predicted model, not a curated record. Gene Ontology annotation, biological process: regulation of DNA-templated transcription. The coding region runs from base 197 to 2548 and encodes 783 amino acids. Gene Ontology annotation, molecular function: RNA polymerase II cis-regulatory region sequence-specific DNA binding; DNA-binding transcription factor activity, RNA polymerase II-specific. The transcript has a single exon. NCBI's taxonomy places the organism in Eukaryota, Metazoa, Chordata, Mammalia, Didelphimorphia, Didelphidae.